UUAUAUUGAUGGAUCUUUUAGUAUUUCACAUCGAUGAAUCCUAAUAAGUACUGGAAUCAGCCAAACCCUCAUCUCACACAGCUUGGAUACCGAACGAAAUAACACAAAAUACAAAAGUGAUACUUAAUACUUAGAUGUGGUGAUAUUCUUUAGAAAGCUUUUGACAGUCUAGCUACUGUCUGCAGAUAUUCAUAUUGUACGUUUGUGAUUAUUUUUAGUUCAUAUACCUCAUCAAUUGUAUUUGUAUACCGAUCGGUAUGUUUAAGAAACAGUAGACUGUACUCUACAAAGAGUUCAAACAAUGUAUAAUUUAACAUUAAAAUCCCAGCUGUUUCAAACACUUCAAGGUAUCCAAAGAAAAAACAAACAACAGUACUGCAUGCAUGUCCUAUAUAUAUAGCCAGCUAAAGGAUCCGACUUCUUCAAACCAGCAUAAACCAAAGCAGGAAGAAGAAAGAAGAUGAAAAACAAGAUUUAUUCAGGUGCUUUUCUCUUCAUCUUGAUCAUCCUUGCUACGAACUGGUUGAGCAUUGACGCUCAAAAAUGCAAACCUAGUGGCAAGCUUAGGGGGAAAAAGCCUCCUCGAGGACAAUGUAACAAAGGGAAUGACUCCGAGUGCUGCAAAAAUGGUCAGCUUUACCCCAUCUUCAAGUGCUCGCCGCAGGUGUCUAAGCAUACGAAAGCAACCUUGACCAUCAACAGCUUUCAAAAGGGUGGUGAUGGCGGCGGUCCAUCAGCAUGUGACAAUAAGUACCACUCGGAUAAUACCCCUAUUGUGGCAUUGUCAACGGGGUGGUUCGACAAAAGGAGACGGUGUUUCGGCCACAUUACCAUCCAUGGUAAUGGAAGGAGCGUCAAAGCGAUGGUUGUCGACGAGUGUGACUCCACCAUGGGAUGUGAUGCCGAGCACGAUUACCAGCCUCCGUGUCCUAACAAUAUUGUUGAUGCCUCUAAAGCUGUUUGGAAGGCCUUGGGGGUGUCAGAAAGUGACCCCAGGCGGGGUUUUAUGGAUAUAUUCUGGUCUGAUGCCUAAGUGAGUGGUUUCCUCCAUUUUCCAAUAAAAAUUAGUGUCAAAGCUAGGUUCAAUGCUUUUGUUGGGCUAGCUCAUGCCUCAUAGUGCUACUGUGUUAAAGAGUGUGAAGCUCUACAAAAUGUUGUACUAUGUUAUUCUCUCUUAUUUCUUCUUUCCUAUUUCCAAGUUGUUGGUGGAUAAAGUUACUUGAAUUAGUGAAAUGAGUAAUGUUUUUUUCUGUCAUAUAUUUGCUAUGUCGUUUUUUCAAUAGUGUGAAUGAUAUGUUAUGUUGUUAAGCUGUCAAUUCAGUAGAUACCAAAUUAGGUUGCCCAUUGUGUAGCUUCCGAACU
Molecule: messenger RNA, 1362 nt
Organism: Malus domestica (apple)
Lineage: Eukaryota; Viridiplantae; Streptophyta; Magnoliopsida; Rosales; Rosaceae
Product: kiwellin-1-like
Source: RefSeq, a predicted model, not a curated record